This is a messenger RNA of Galendromus occidentalis (western predatory mite), 1287 nucleotides long. Its product is annotated as UPF0415 protein C7orf25 homolog. The transcript has 8 exons. NCBI's taxonomy places the organism in Eukaryota, Metazoa, Arthropoda, Arachnida, Mesostigmata, Phytoseiidae. The record is from RefSeq and is a predicted model, not a curated record. Bases 1 to 1260 code for a protein of 419 amino acids.
AUGGGAUCGAUCUAUUGCCCCGACGAACAGUUCCGCUUCAAGAAGUACAAGUUUUUAGCACCGACGACCCCGGAAGAAGGAUGUCUCGAAAUUAUAACCUGCCAACUGAAAGACGCUCAAACGAUCCUGACCCGCUGUGCACAACUCCCAUUGACUCCCGGCACGGGGAAACUCCAGAGAAAGAUUCAAGCAGAGAUCAAAUUUUACAAUCAGUGUCUCAAAGGAAAAAUCAAGAAGGAGAACCUCACUGGGAAUAACUUACCGUACCUUUCCUCAUUGAUCGACUGCGCUUUCCGAGUCGAAGGUUUCAAAGAUGUAAUGAAACCAUUUGCUUUCCCUGAGAAUGACUGCCUCAACGAUCUCCCAGAGGAAGACUAUUUCGAGAGACCCGAAAGAAUCUCCGUGGACGUAGUAGCCGACGGUGGCAAGUCAUGGAUCAAAGUCGUUGCGCGAAAACCAGAAGCUCUAUUGGCGUCCAUCAUGGGUGAUGGAGAGUACGGUCGACGGACCCUGAUGCAUCAAAUACGUGAUAUGGUUGCCUGCUCGAAGCAUCAUCCUCAUCUCUAUACAAUACCGCAAGUCAAAGUGCUUUUUGCGUGUUCUCACCCGGUCCCCGAAGAAUUGAAAACAAUUGUCGAGGAGGCUGGUGCGACUGUGAUGACGACAAUAGGAGAUAAGCCGUCUGACGACGGAUUCGAUUGUGGGAACGGGGAGUCAUCCACCUUCCGAUCGCUCCGUUUAGAAGAAGUUCCGGAGGACGCCAUUCUGAAUCUUGACGUCUCUACGAUGAUCGCAUAUGUCUCUGCUCUCACGAAUGGACGCGCUAAUUUUCAGUUCCAGGAGAAUAUCCUGUCCGAACAGGCGGAGAGUGAGCGGAAGGACCCAAUUAAGCCUGUAUUGGAGCAACUUUUUGAGAAAAGGAAGCUCAUCUGCUGCCAUACUGCCUUCAAGGAUUUCACGCAAAUUACGAAACUGCUGGCUGGUCCCACGGAGAACGCGGCGACGACCAAACUUCUCAAUAUGCUCGAGAUCGUGCCCGACGAUCCUUCGGAGCGGACCUCCGAGCUCGACUUCAGAGGGAAAGUGAAGCAGAGACCCGUAGUCGUGUUCGGUACAGGCGACUCCUGGAAAGCUGUGACGGUCACGUCCAAUCUGGGCUUCCUGCGAGCUGCAGCGGGUCAAGGUUUGCCCUUCGUCGCAUUCGUCCACUCCCCUCGAGCUCUCACAGAAAAGAAAGAGGCGACCGCGACUCCUCUCUGAAACAUUGCAAUCUUCGAAUCGAUAUUC